GAAGUCACAACACAACGUUUUUUUUUUGUGAUGUGGCAAUUUAAUCCUAAAGACUAGCUACUCAUUUGUCAUUAUGGAGACGUUUAUUAAUUUACUUCUGACUUUAUGCACACUGCUUCUGUCUGUGAACAGUAUAUCAAUGGUGAAUGUAUACAGGAGCCCAUGGACAACUGCUGAUUACAGUUGGGCUGGGAUGAGGAGGGCCAGAGCUGUAAGCAGACCGAUGCCCAUCAACUGUAAGCUGGGGACCUGGUCAUCUUGGACACCUUGCAACUCCUGCACAGACCAACAAAGUCGUUUCCGAUACAUCGAGAAGCCCUCCCAGUUUAGCGGCACCGGGUGCAUUGGGCCGCUGUGGGAGAAGAUGGCGUGUCCAUCAGCAACGACUCCGUGUCUGGAGACGGAUUACUGUGGAGAGAGCUUCACCUGCAAAGAAACAGGGCGCUGCAUUAGCCAGUCCCUUCGCUGUAAUGGAGAGCCAGACUGUGAUGAUUUUUCUGACGAAGAGGGCUGUGAAGACGCCACCAACAGAGAUGACAAGUGUUCCACCUUACUGCGAAUCCCCGGUGCUGAACGUGGCACCCAGGGCUACAAUGUCUUGACUGGAGACUUUACGGAUCAAGUGCUUGACCCAAAUUAUUUUGGAGGAAAGUGUGAAUAUGUCUAUAAUGGUGAAUGGAGGAAAUUCAUCUAUGACGCGUUCUGUGAGAACCUGCACUACAAUGAAGAUGAGAAGAACUACAGGAAACCGCACAACUACCAUACCUACCAUUUUGUGGCUCAAGCUACAUCAGAGGGCUCACAUGAAUACUUUGAAGAUAUGGUGAGCCUGCUGAAAGCCAGGAAAACGAUGAGUUCUUCCAAAGGCGGUGUCUCAGUGGGGAUCUAUUAUGUGGAACUGGGACUGAGUGGGAGUGAAGAAUCAAAGUUUCUCAACAACAUAACGCAACAUAAAAGCCAGAACUUAGGGUUCAUCAGGCUUUGGUCCAAAGUGCAAACAGCCCACUUCAAAAUGAGAAGUAACAAGUUGAUGCUUCAUGAUGAUUUCUACAUUUCACUCAUGGAUCUGCCAGAGCAGUAUGAUUUUGGGAUGUAUUCCCGCUUCCUCAGCACAUUUGGCACCCACUAUGUCACAGAGGGAACAAUGGGAGGAACCCUUGAAUAUGUUGUGGUUGUCAACAAAACAGCUAUGGCAGAAUCAAAGAUUGAGGGUGAACAAGCUGGUCGAUGCUUUGGUGCUUCUAUUGGUUUGAGCUAUCCCAUCUCCAGCAAUGUAAAAGCAGAGCUCAAAGUGGGCGUGAACCCGUGCAUUAAAAAAGGAGGUUUUCAUCAAUCCAAGGACUCUGAUUCAGCUGUGAUUGAGGACAUUGUUACUCUCGUGAAGGGGGGAGUCACACACAGCAGCAGUGGCCUGUUGGUUAUCAGGAACCCUGACACCUACAGGAACUGGGGAGCGUCCCUCAAAUACAACCCGACACUCAUCGAAUAUGAGACCGUGCCAAUUUAUGAGCUAGUGCGCCUCAGCACAGCCGCUGACCAUGUAGGUGCAAGACUGGCCAACUUGGAGAGGGCCUGGGAUGAGUAUCAGCUGCACUACGACUCCUGUCGCUGCGCUCCCUGCAGGCACAACGGCAUACCUGUCCUAACGGGGACUUCCUGUAGAUGCAUCUGUAAAUUAGCCUACUCUGGAGAUGCCUGUGAAGAGACUCUCAGAAGAGAUACCAAGACAGAUGGGUCUUGGUCAUGCUGGGGGACUUGGUCAUUCUGUGCAUCAACGAGGAGGACUCGAACAAGAACAUGUGAUAAUCCCACUCCCGCUGGCGGUGGCACAACCUGCCUGGGCUCAACGUCUCAGACUCAACGCUGUUGAAGUCGGUUCCAAGGUGAAAAUGCUGUUGAGCACUUAGUGAACAUCAUCUUAGUGUUUCUUACAGAAUAUAAACUGUUCUUCCACUAUCCUUAACUGUCUGAACUCACUAAAUGUAUGUCUUCUUCAGGACACAUGACACACUGUAUAUCAAGGCAGUAAUAAAUAUGUGACGCAGACUUUA
This is a messenger RNA of Pseudoliparis swirei, 2051 nucleotides long. RefSeq names its product complement component 8, alpha polypeptide (gene c8a). The transcript is spliced from 11 exons. Bases 74 to 1870 code for a protein of 598 amino acids. Gene Ontology annotation, biological process: immune response. Gene Ontology annotation, molecular function: protein binding. NCBI's taxonomy places the organism in Eukaryota, Metazoa, Chordata, Actinopteri, Perciformes, Liparidae. The record is from RefSeq and is a predicted model, not a curated record. Gene Ontology annotation, cellular component: membrane attack complex.